AUGUCUAUCCUGAAGGUGCACGCCAGAGAGAUCUUCGACUCCCGCGGGAACCCCACUGUUGAGGUGGAUCUGUACACCGCAAAGGGUCUCUUCAGAGCUGCUGUGCCCAGUGGUGCCUCAACUGGUAUCUACGAGGCUCUAGAGCUUCGGGACAAUGACAAGACGCGCUAUCUGGGAAAGGGUGUCUCCAAGGCUGUUGAGCACAUCAAUAAAACUAUUGCGCCUGCCCUGGUUAGCAAGAAGCUGAACGUCGUGGAGCAGGAGAAGAUCGACAAGCUGAUGAUAGAGAUGGACGGGACGGAGAAUAAAUCUAAAUUCGGUGCCAACGCCAUUCUGGGAGUGUCCCUGGCAGUCUGCAAGGCUGGGGCUGUUGAGAAGGGGGUGCCCCUGUACCGCCACAUUGCUGACCUUGCUGGCAACUCCGAGGUCAUCCUGCCCGUUCCGGCUUUGAACGUCAUCAAUGGGGGUUCUCACGCCGGCAACAAGCUGGCCAUGCAGGAGUUCAUGAUCCUCCCCGUUGGCGCCGCCAACUUCCGGGACGCCAUGCGCAUCGGGGCCGAGGUCUACCACAACCUGAAGAACGUCAUCAAGGAGAAGUACGGGAAAGACGCCACCAACGUGGGGGAUGAAGGUGGCUUUGCUCCCAACAUCCUGGAGAAUAAGGAAGCCCUGGAGCUGCUGAAGAACGCCAUCGGGAAAGCCGGCUACACCGACAAGGUGGUCAUCGGCAUGGACGUGGCUGCCUCCGAGUUCUUCAAGUCUGGGAAGUACGACCUGGACUUCAAGUCGCCCGACGACCCCAACCGGUACAUCACCCAUGACGAGCUGGCCAACCUGUACAAGUCCUUCAUCAAGGACUACCCACUGGUGUCAAUCGAAGACCCCUUCGACCAGGACGACUGGGAAGCGUGGCGCAAGUUCACGGCCAGCACAGAGAUCCAGGUGGUGGGGGAUGACCUCACAGUGACCAACCCAAAGCGGAUCGCCAAGGCCGUGAGCGAGAAGUCGUGCAACUGCCUCCUGCUCAAAGUGAACCAGAUCGGCUCCGUGACCGAGUCUAUCCAGGCGUGCAAGAUGGCCCAGUCCAAUGGGUGGGGUGUCAUGGUGUCCCAUCGCUCCGGGGAGACCGAAGACACUUUCAUUGCCGACCUGGUGGUGGGGCUCUGCACUGGGCAGAUCAAGACUGGUGCUCCCUGCCGAUCUGAGCGCUUGGCCAAGUACAACCAGAUCCUUAGAAUCGAGGAGGAGCUGGGCAGCAAGGCCAAGUUUGCCGGCAGGAACUUCAGAAACCCCCUGGCCAAGUAA
Molecule: messenger RNA, 1305 nt
Organism: Pipistrellus nathusii (Nathusius's pipistrelle)
Lineage: Eukaryota; Metazoa; Chordata; Mammalia; Chiroptera; Vespertilionidae
Source: the annotation of a GenBank genome assembly